Erpetoichthys calabaricus (reedfish) is the source of this 6302-nucleotide messenger RNA. RefSeq names its product amyloid beta (A4) precursor protein-binding, family B, member 2b (gene apbb2b). Gene Ontology annotation, cellular component: cytoplasm; nucleus. The record is from RefSeq and is a predicted model, not a curated record. The transcript has 19 exons. Bases 644 to 3097 code for a protein of 817 amino acids. Gene Ontology annotation, biological process: regulation of DNA-templated transcription. Lineage: Eukaryota; Metazoa; Chordata; Cladistia; Polypteriformes; Polypteridae. Gene Ontology annotation, molecular function: amyloid-beta binding; transcription factor binding.
CCUGUCUCCGUGUUGUCUCACUCUCUCGCACACACUCUGCCGGCCAGUCUCUUUCUAGAUUUAUUCCCAGCACCAGGAAUUAUUUCCUGAGGUGAGGUUUGUGCUUGAAGCGUUCAGUUCCGGAGUGCCCAGCGGAGAGCCGGAGGCAGCGGCAUCUGGCAAAAGAAAGAGAGAAAGGAAAGCGCUGCAGAUCGGGAAGGAAAGAGAGUAGGAAUGCAAAGAAUCCAAGGCGAAUAAGAGGCUGCUCGGUUCUUCGUACUUCUGCCCGUCGCCUGACGCCUUUCCAGUCCAACCUCGAAGAAGUUGGAUUGGAGAAUGGUUCAUUUUAAAGCUUAGGAAAAUCAAUAGAGGUUAACAAAUAUCUUAAGGGGAAAAUUGCAUUCCCUUCUGAAGGUUAAGUCAGCAUCUAUUGCUGACAAACCAGUAUGGGCAGACGCUAUCCUGGAGUUUCUUAUUAUCCAUACAACUCACUGAUGCUCUUGCUGGUCGCAAACCCACUGUUGAUGCAGCAAAAAGGAGAACUUGAUGAAGCUGUGCAAAAAUACAAUCAAGACAGGGAAAUUGAAGAAUAUCUCUACACUUGAUAUCAGAUUGUAAUCUAUAUCCAGAUAUCUCCAUUGUUGAAGUCCCCCCCCCGUGAUUCAUGUCUGAACUGCUUCCAGUUGAGUCCUCCAUGGAGAUCAUGUCUGUAUAUGUGGCUUCAAAUGGCAGCACGACAGAUGUGGUGAAUCGGAAUGCCCAUGCAACACCCCCCAACUCUCUGAGCCUACGUUCCUCUCACAAUGAACUGCUCAAUACUGAGGUAAAGCAUACUGAGGUCAAGAACAACACACCACCUAAAUGUCGCAAGAAGUACGCCAUGACUAGUAUUCAGAGUGCCAUGGGUUUGAGUGAACCAUCAGCACAACCCUUAUUGAGUGGCAAUUCACCCUCUUCCACUGCCAACUCUUCCACAUCUGCAAACCCUAAACUAGCCAAAAAUGGGGAAAACCAGCUGCGCAAAGCAGCCGAGCAGGAUAUGAACAAAAAUCUUACCACAUCUUCAACAGGUGGUGGUCGCAACAUAAUCUCAGAGAAACUAGAGGGCAAAGAGACCAAAGCACAGGAACCUCCCUUUUCUGGAUCAGUUCAACCUAGGAGAACCAAGAGCUUCCUUAAUUACUAUGGCAGCAGUGAUGGGUCUGCUGGGGAGGAAGAACCCUUACUUGUGGAAGAGUUAUCCAACAAGAUCAAGGAACCUCCUGCAUCAGAAGUAUUGCUGAAUGGUGACUUCUUGCCCAGUAAAAAUCAGAAUAGGCCAUCUAGUCCAGAAGAAAGCCAGAUGUCUUGUGCUUCCUCCAGCCCAGAAACUAAAAAGGAUCAUCCUAAAACAGGAGCAAAAACAGACUGUGCACUCAACCGAAUCCAAAAUUUGGCCCACAGUGAUGAAGACUCCAGCUGGACAACCCUGUCCCAGGACAGUGCCUCUCCCAGCUCACCAGAGGAAGCAGCAGAUAUAUGGAGUGACCAGUCCUUUCAAACAGACCCAGACCUUCCCCCAGGCUGGAAGAAGAUCAAUGAUAUUGCUGGCAUUUAUUACUGGCACAUACCAACUGGAACAACACAAUGGGAACGCCCUGUUUGUGUAUCAGCUGACAUAAAGGGGUCUCGAAAGGGUUCACUUAGUUCAAUCACCCCAUCAUCCACUCCAGAAAAUGAGGAGAUUACACAGAAUGAGGUCUUUUUAGCUCCUGGAAACCAUCUCACGAAUGCAACGCUUGAUGAUUCAGUGGAGCAGAUUGCUACAUCAUCAUCUGAUGACACAGUGCCAUCAUGUGGCUUUGUCAAUAGCUGUUACUUCAAACAGCCUUGGAGUGAUUUUGCUCUUCUGAAUGGGGGCAAGAUUGAUAGUGAGAUUUGGAAGGAUCUGCAAGCAGCUACAGUAAAUCCAGAUCCUAGCCUGAAGGAGUUUGAAGGAGCCACCCUACGUUAUGCGUCUUUAAAACUUCGAAAUGGGCCCCAGUCUGAUGAAGAAGAUGCAUCUAGCGUUGAUAGUGACCCGGAAGCUAAGUGUUUUGCUGUUCGUUCUCUGGGCUGGGUGGAGAUGGCAGAAGAGGACCUGGCUCCUGGAAAAAGCAGUGUUGCUGUGAAUAACUGCAUCCGACAGCUGUCCUACUGCAAGAAUGACAUUCGAGAUACAGUUGGCAUCUGGGGAGAGGGAAAGGACAUGUACCUAGUACUUGAGAACAAUAUGCUAAAUUUGGUUGAUCCUAUGGGUCGCUCCAUUCUGCAUUCUCAGCCCAUUGUAAGCAUCCGAGUAUGGGGAGUUGGUCGAGACAAUGGAAGGGACUUUGCUUAUGUGGCCAGAGACAAAGACACCCGCAUAUUAAAAUGUCAUGUGUUCCGAUGUGACACACCAGCAAAGGCGAUUGCAACCAGUCUUCACGAAAUCUGUUCCAAGAUUAUGGCAGAACGUAAGAAUGCAAAGGCUGUAGCAGGCAGCUCUUUGCAAGACAGAAUUAAUGUGGGCCUGGAUGUCCCCUUGCAAGACUUUCCAACUCCAAAGACAGAGUUGGUACAGAAAUUCCAUGUGAAUUAUUUGGGAAUGCAGCCUGUGGCCAGACCUGUAGGUAAGAAGACAGGUAUGGAUAUAUUAAACGGAGCAAUAGAAAGCCUCAUAUCUUCCUCCAACAAAGACAACUGGACACCAGUUAUUAUGAAUGUGGCUGAUGCCACUGUUACUGUUAUAAAGGAAAAGACUGAAGAGGAGGAGGAGGAAGUGCUGGUAGAAUGCCGAGUCCGUUUUCUUUCUUUCAUGGGAGUUGGAAAGGAUAUCCACACUUUUGCCUUCAUCAUGGACUCUGGAAGCCAGCAUUUUGAAUGUCAUGUAUUCUGGUGUGACCCUAAUGCUGGAAAUGUCUCUGAAGCAGUACAGGCUGCCUGCAUGUUGCGGUACCAGAAGUGCUUAGUCGCCCGACCUCCUUCACAGAAAGCCCGAUCUGCCGCUCCUCCUACGGACUCUGUGACAAGACGUGUCACAACUAGCGUUAAACGGGGAGUGUUGUCCCUCAUUGACACUUUGAAACAAAAGAGGCCUGUAGCGGAACUUCCUCAGUAAUCCACUGUUGCCUGGCUAAGAGAAGGAACCAUUGAACUCCCAUGUACAGUAGAAGUUUGUGAGGAAUUCACGACUCAACGGUCACACAACAGUACUCGGCUUUCCUCUCACUCGUCGCCAGCUCUCUGUCUCCAGUGCUUUCUCUUGCUUAAUGUACAACAAGCAUGUUCUAACAUUCUAAUCAUCAAAUGUGACGCAUGAACUCUUUUAUUUCUUUUUUUUUUUUCUUUGAGUGUUGAAGAACACUGAAGAUUAAGGCCCUCUUACUGUCCGUUUUUUAGCUGACUGUGGUCUGUGUGUUGAUGCGCCUUCCAGAUUACUGCAGUUUCAGAAAGAUCAGACUGGUGCCUGCCUCACACAGUACUGUCCCAGGAGCUCUUUGCAUAUCAGUAAAAGUGUAUUAAUGCUUUUCACUUUUUACAUCUUCAGAAAUGUUGCACUUUUAGAUUGCUUAAGCAAUGAAGCUGCAUUUUAUUUGUGCUGUCAGUACACUUUGUUAUGUAUUCCUCCGGUAUGAAGUGCUAAGUUAACUUCAUGCACUGGGGUGGAAAUCGUUUACUUAGUAGGCUGUCAACCAUAAAAGCAUUUCAGAGGAAAGAUUAGUCAAGUAUCAGCUUGACUGAAAUUUGGAAUACAGUAAUCCCUCACUUAUCGCGGGAGAUAGGUUCCAAGGCCGACCGCGAUAACUGAAUUUCCGCGAAGUAGGGACACCAUAUUUAUUUAAUUAUUUAACGUUUAUUUGGACAUUUUUAAACCCUCCCUGUAUUGUUUACAACCCACCCUUUACUCUAUUAAUAACAGGGACAACUGCUAAGCAAUAUGAAAUCGGUAGAUAAGUUUACACUUACUGUAUAGCGAAGUACACGUAGCUAUAUAUGACGUGAUGAAUAUGCUGCGCAGUAAAAAUGAUGACGAUGAAAGUGAUGAUCCCCUGAAUGCAGUAUAAAGAGCACGUUAAUAUUGAAUGAGUGAGAUGAGAUGAGACUUCCUGGUUAAUGCAGCACUGCGUCGCUGAGCCAAUCAGCAGCACACAGGAACUUAACUGCGUGCUCUGAUUGGGUAGCUUCUCAGCCAUCUGCCAAUAGCAUCUCUUGUAUGAAAUCAACUGGGCAAACCAACUGAGGAAGCAACUAUCAGAAGUAAAAAGACUAAUUGUCCGCAGAAACCCACGAAGAAGCGAAAAAUCUGCAUUAUAUAUUUAGAUAUGCUUACAUAUAAAAUCCGCGAAGUCGUGAAUCCGCGAAAAGUGAACCGCGAAGUGGUGAGGGAUUACUGUAAUGCAACAGCCUUACACGUAAUCCUUCUUGAAGUGCUUUGGGAAGGUGACCACAAAUUCAGAGUGCCCUUAGAAGAAGGUUGAGGAAGAGUUGUGCAAACUUUUCAUCGCUCCGAAAGUGGGAGCCUGUAAUGUAGCUAAAGGCAGAUUAAGCAUCCUCUAGGUGAAAGAUGGAGUAAUGUGAUGAAGUGGUCUUUUAAAAGUCGUUUAUAGAAGAGUAGUCUUUAUUUUUUUUUUGUAAAAUGCCUCUAAUAUACAACACACAAGUAAUUUUACUGUCCAUUAAUACUAUGUCCACUGUCAUUGUAUAGACAAUGCAAUCUUUAAACUGGCUAACAUGCUACCAUUCUGACACACACACCACUUCCAGUCAGAUCCACGUCUCCAGUUUGUGAAGUGGGCUCCAGUCCUCCAAAGCAGUGGCACACUUGAAAACAGCCACAGGAGCGUUACUGCCCUCAAGGACAAAAAUUGACUGGCAUGUAAGCCAAGUGCUGAGCAAACCUAAUUGUAAAUAAUUUAUAUUAAUAAUGACAACAAUUUGGAGUAUAAUCCAUGCCAAACAUUACUGUAUGUACAUUUGGUCACUUUCAGAAGCUGCUGUUUAUUUUUUUGUUUCUUUUUCUUUUUUGAAGUGGGGAGCUCCAUAUGUUCUUGUUAAACAUUUUACUCUUGUCAUGGCCAAAGCAUAACAUUUUGAUGUCUCUGUGAUGAACUGAACAAAAAACGCAAAUGAAGAAUUUUUAUUUUCUGUGCUUAGGCCAAUUAGUUGUAGCGAGACUACAGUUACCCAAGCAUUAUCUAUGCAUUCUUUAUAUCUAGCAGCUCUCAAAGCAGACAGCCAUGUCACUUUGCAUUGCAUGUCCCGUGAAAAUUUUAAAUUCUUAAGAGAAAUAUUUUUUAUUUUAUUUAUUCUAUUUUAUAUUGAAGUAUAACAGGUUAUUAUUAUUAUUAUUAUGUUGACUCGUUAUAAUUACUGUGUGCUCUUUUCUCUAUCUCAAAAUGUAUCUAGCACUAUUUGCUCUGUAUACUAAUUGUAUUAGUCAGGCUAAAAUGCAGACUUAACACAGGAAACGACAAACUGUACAUAUCUGUCAAAGUGAGCCAAAGUGUUGCUGCAGAGAGCGCCUGCAGUGAACUGACUAGUAUCCGUGACAAGCAGAGAGUAAAUUCACUCUUUUCCGAUUACAAUAAAACACCUGCCGAAUAUCCCGGUGUACUUGACGCACCGUGUCAAAGCAGCUGAGUAUUGCAUUUGAUCAACUACCAACUACAGCUUACCUUGUUCUGGGGAAUGAUAACGUUGUCCUUAAAUUACUGUUGAUGAUCUUGUUAGUUAUAAAAAAUAAAUAAAUACGUACAUAAAUGCAUGAAGGGAUUGUAGUCAUAAGAAUGUAUGUGCGUACGCUUGUGCGAGUGGGUGCGUGUUUGAAAGAGAGAUAGUAGAAUUCGUAUGACUGUGCUCAAGGCUUUUUAAUGGUAAUUUUGGUUCUUUUAUUGGGAGUGGGAGUGGGGCAGGGGUGGGGACGUUAAAGAAAAUGUAAAAGUAAGCUCUUGGAAUAAUAUAUUUGAAUUGGGACAUUGAGAAUUUAUUUAUGCUUUUAACAUCACAGCAUUCUUCUGUUUCCAAACGGAUAUAACUAUCCCGAAAUCGAUUUGCAAGCAAACUGAGCUUCUAUGAAAAUUCAAACAUUCCUAUAGUCCUACUUCUUUUUCUAACAGCACAUCCACAAGCUCUAGUACCAAUACUUGACUAAAAUACCUUGCAGUCUUCAAACCUGUGGUGACUCUCCAUCUUACUUCUGCUGUGUUCUUGAUUUAGUCCAAUUCCUGCUCUCUUGAGUAGUAUUGAAGUGCACCUGCUAUACAGUAAACAAGUUGGUUUCUUCUGCUGUUCACUAAUUUUACACCAUAUUAAUGUAAGCUGUU